Molecule: messenger RNA, 3606 nt
Organism: Xenopus tropicalis (tropical clawed frog)
Lineage: Eukaryota; Metazoa; Chordata; Amphibia; Anura; Pipidae
Gene: wdr76
Product: WD repeat domain 76
Exons: 13
Coding region: 213-1976 (587 amino acids)
Source: RefSeq, a predicted model, not a curated record
AAGCCUUGUCACUUCUUGCAACUUUUCCUCCAAUGAAACUUUGCGCUUAGACAACGUCACUUCCGCACUGCUAUUCCUGGUUAUGCAACUUGAAGCGGCGGGAAUCUUUUUGAGGCUUAGUAGAUGCUCAUUCUGGCAUUCAGUUAUAUAAGUGGGAGAGUGUUGCAUAAGGAGAGGCUUUGCCUGAGAGGAGAACGCAGGACCGCGCCGCAAUGAGUUCAGACAUGGAGAGCAAGAAAGCGACAGCGCAGAUAGAGCAGGAAACUACACCUAAAGACAGUCGGGUUCCUGAGGGUUUACGUCGUAGUACCCGCCGUACCCAUGCUGUUAUGCAUUCUCCUAAUAAAGCAUGUGUUGCGCCCAAUCGUCCACAGAAACGCACUCUAGAGACGGACAAGCUUGAAGAUGGUACACCUACUAAGAGAUCACGUCUCCCAAAAGAACAGUCCUCAACAAGAAAACACCCCAUUGUUUUGCUGUCUCAAGUGAGACCUGAAAAUCAGAAGACAGAAACAGACACUCUUCCUGCGCCAAAGAAAAAUUAUAAACAAAACCCCGAACAGGUUACAGAACUGUCAGAAUAUGAACUUGAAAGGUUGAACAACAUUAAAGAAAAUGCAAAGUUUCUGGCAUCACUAAAAUUACUUGAGACUGCCUCAAGUCUUAGUUCACCCCCAAAGAAAUCAAAUCAGACCCGUGGUAUUAAAAGGGAGAAGCAGACUAAGGUGCAACAGGAACCAAUAAAACGUCGGUCAAUGAGACUGCAGCGAAUUGACCCCUCAGGAGCACCACUUCCCAGUGUCAUACAGCAGCCAGAGCCAAUAUUGGAAGAGCAUCCAGUCAAGCCUCCAGGACCAUUGGAGAUGGUUCCAACUAACCUUAAAAAAGACUGUAGAUCUUUUGAGGAGUUUCUAAAGACCUGGGCAUCCAUCAGCAAGGAAAAUGUUAGAAGCUUGAAAAAACAACCAAGCGAGGACCUGAAAAGGUAUAUGGACAAUUUAAAGACCAUGACCCUAAGGGAAGAAGGUGUAGCAAAGGUUGUUCAGAACCGUAUAUUCUCAGUGGCCAUACAUCCGUCAGAAAGCAGAACCAUUGUGGCAGCUGGAGACAAGUGGGGACAAGUUGGCCUGUGGGAUUUGGCAGACCAGUCUGGUGAUAAUGGAGUCUAUGUGUUUGAACCUCAUUCUCGACCAGUAAGCUGUAUGUCCUUCUCACCAGUUAACAGUGCGCAGCUCUUUUCACUUAGUUAUGAUGGCACAGUGCGCCGUGGUGAUGUCUGUCACACAGUCUUUGAUGAGGUUUAUCGCGAUGAACAGGACAGUUUCUCCGCAUUUGACUUUCUCUCAGCUGACUGCUCCGUCUUGCUUGUUAGUCAGUGGGAUUCCUGCCUCUCUGUAGUGGACUGCAGAACACCAGGAAAAUCCUGCGAACAAAAAGUAUUUCUAAACAUGAGGAGUGCCCGCACUAUAAGUGUACAUCCUGUGAACAGAGACCUGUGUGUUGUAGCAGGAGCUGGAGAUGUUUGUAUCUUUGAUGUGAGGAAGUUGAAGCAAAAAGCCCAGCCUGUUUUGUCAUUAGCUGGACAUAGUAAAAGCGUGGCAUCUGCGUACUUUUCUCCUGUUACUGGAAACCGCAUACUGACUACUUGUGCUGAUGACUAUAUCAGAGUGUAUGAUAGCAGCAGCUUGAGCUCUGCAGCUCCUCUUCUCACUGCACUAAGGCACAAUAAUAACACUGGCCGCUGGCUAACACGUUUCCGAGCUGUGUGGGACCCCAAACAAGAGAGUUGCUUUGUAGUGGGGAGCAUGGCAAGACCCAGACAGAUUGAGGUUUACAAUGAGAGUGGAAAGUUGGUACAUUCUUUCUGGGACUCUGAACACCUUGGCUCUGUGUGCUCCAUUAAUGCCAUGCAUCCUACUAGAAAUCUGGUGGUAGGAGGAAACUCCAGUGGGAGGCUGCAUGUGUUCCAUGACUGAUUACAGUCACCACAGUGACUUAAAACUUUAUCUUCAUUCCAUCGACUUCAAACAUUAAAGGGAAGUGCCUGUGAAUAUAGUUAAAGGGACUGCCAUUAAAAUAUUCAAACCUCUGUAAAGGUCAAGCUAUAAGGACAAAUUCCUCCUAAAAGCAUUGUUUGUUAAUGACUGUAUUAUAAUUUUAUCUGCUGAAGAAACAUAAUAGUAUUAAAUACAAAAACUUGUUUUUGGGUUUGUUGUUUAAAUAUGUAUGGAAACCCCCAUAGUGCCAGGAAUGUAUCUGGAGCAAUGGGUAUGUUGCUUCAAUAAUAUAAAUAACAAUGGAGACAGCUUCAAUUUCUAAAUAUCCUCUAAAUCAAACUGUGUAUGUGGAUAAUUGUAUAUGCAUUUGUGUUUCUGUAUUAAGUGACUUUUACAAAAUGUGCACUUUUAGCUUAAGAAAGCAUAAUAUGACAUGCAAAUUGCACAUGAUGCAAAAGGAAGGUGCAUGUUAAGGAGUCAAGUUAUUAUUGUAGGUGGUCUACUUGCUACUUGGCAAUAUUCAAAUCUACUUGAAUGGGUUCUGCUUCCUCAGUGUGUCUGUCAGUCUGUUACCCCCCCCCCCCCCAUUCCCAGUGUGUUUAUGGUAGUGUUAUUCUUCCCACCAGUGUGUAUAUGGCAGUGUAAUAUAAUAACACCCAGUGUCUGUAUGGAAAGGUCAUUUUCUCUGCCUAGUAUUCUGUAUGGCAGUGUAAUUCUAUCUCUUCUUGUUGUUGGUCUGAAAAGGUUACUCUGUCUCCACACCCAGUGUCUGAAUGAUAGUGUUAUCUGUAUGGUAACUAACAUUGGGGCUGGAAACAGACUCGGACAUAGCAUCAGCUCGUGUUUUCUCAUUACUAUUGGUAGAAGAAGAAAAAAUGUGUCAUCUACACAGAGCAAGCACAAAUAGUAGAUGGAAUUCUGUACCUCUCAUUGGAGACCACCCAAUACAAAGAGCUGAAAAUAAAGAUGCACUACACGCCAUGUAUCACAAUACUGGUGUCAUGAUCUAAUAAUAUCAGGUAUGUAUAGUAGUGCAAAUCAAGGCAUACACUCAUCGCAUAUAGUGGUCAACAAAUGCUGUGCCAAGCAAGGAUGAUUAGACAUUUAUUAGACAUUUAUAAAAUACUGGAUUUUUAAGCCUUGGUGAGAAAGCAGAAAUAUUUUUAGGUAUGUGCUCUUAUCGAUAACAAUUUAUUGUCACAGGAAAACGUGGAUAUAGAUUGGCAUUCCCAUAGAUUCUCACAAUGAUUUUUAUGUGGCCCCAGAAUUUGUUGACUUUUCAAGUUAAUCAGCUGAGAACUUCAGGUAAAUUUGCAGUAUGUUUAGCCAUAGGUUAUAAUGGUAUUCAUCACCUCAUAGCUGCUUAUCACGUUUAGGUGUAAAACCUUGAGGGAAAGCUGAAAGUAAAAAAAAACCUUGAUAUUAAUAAAUAUAUUUAUGUUUAAAAUAUAUCUUUGCUUCAUGCUAAAUUUCCUCUCCCUAGUCUGGUAUAUUUUUAUCUGGAAAUAUCAUAGCUAUUUUUUUUUUUGUUGUACCUUUGUCCCUGUGUGUUUCUCCCUCUUGCUAUCCCCUAACAUGACUACAAAGACAGCGCUAGUCAUAAUUUGUU